Molecule: messenger RNA, 570 nt
Organism: Bombyx mandarina (wild silkworm)
Lineage: Eukaryota; Metazoa; Arthropoda; Insecta; Lepidoptera; Bombycidae
Source: RefSeq, a predicted model, not a curated record
AUGUUGGGCCCGUGCAGUUGUGUUCUCGUGCUUUUGUCCGCGGGACUGGCUAAAAACACACACGGCGAGCUCGCGAAUGAUGCUUCACUGAAAAUUAAUUCUGACGUGGCCGAUAAAAGCGAUUCAAUAUUUUUUGUUGUACCAAAGGAACGUGGGUUUGACUCACAUUUGAGCAGUGAUAUAACGUAUGUAGUCAAGGACUCGGAUGACUACGAAUAUGAUUUCGAGGACAGAUAUAGAUCAGAUUCGAAUAAUGAGAAAGAAGAUUUCGUUAUUAAAGAUAUCAUAAAUGCGAAUAGACACGGUUUCAGUCAUGAAGUCGAUCAUCCGAAGAACGUACCUAAUUAUUUUACAGACGAUAACGUUAAACACAACACCGAAUCUGCAAAUGACGAUGCUGCAUAUAUACUUUAUCAACUUCUUAGGAAUUNGAAAGACAGCCUUCGUUCUGCUCUCAGAGCCCAAUGCGAGAAAGCAAAACGCUGCAUCCUACAAUGUCAAAAGAAUCAGAUAGAUUGCCCUGUUAUCUGCAAAGAAAGUUACGACGAAUUCAACAUUUGCGCAUCGUAG